UCUUUCGUCACACAGUUGUUUCACUUUCCCCACUCUUAGCUAGCAAGGUGGGAAUGUGAAGUGUCUGAGCAGGCUGCAUACAGAAGAAUGUAAUUAGAGAGAGAGAGAGAGAGAGAGACAGCCUAUUAUCCUUCUCUCUCCUCCCUCUCUCUCACACAUACUCACUCACAGAGAGAGAGAGAGAGAUGGAGCCUUCCCAGAUCCCUUUCUCUCUUUCAUGUUGAAAUACACAAAAGAAACACCUCCAAGAAAGCAUUUUUGUUUAUACCUUGGAUUAGUUCCUAGCUAGUAACAAACUAACGCCAAUUGUUUAUGUGGAAAAUCUUGUCAUUAUUGAUGUGAACAAUCAUCAGCUUCCCUGAAUCCGCGUCCGAGAACCACAAUACAUCUCUUCCUUCUGUUGCUGACCAAAAAUAGCAACAUCAAAUCAUAUUCUCCCAAGCUCAUUGUGGUUCUAAGGAUGCUUCCUCAGAACUGCAUUCUCUUGUUUUGCCUCUUCUUCAUCUCUCUCUCUUCUUUUGUUGGAGCAACUGGUGUCUUGAAUCUCACACUUCCUCAUCAGCACCCCGACCCUGAAUCUGUGGCCCAAGAAGUCAAAAGGAAAGUGAAUGCAUCCAUAUCUAAAAGGCGCCAACUUCUUGCCACCCCUGUAAUCAGUGCCCAGUCUCAAUGCCUGACAGGCAACCCCAUAGACGACUGUUGGCGCUGUGACCCCAACUGGGCUUCCAACCGCCAGCACCUAGCCGAUUGUGCCAUUGGCUUUGGCAAGGCAGCAAUGGGUGGUAAAGGAGGUCAAUUCUAUGUCAUUACUGAUUCGUCAGAUCACGAUACGGUGAACCCCACCCCUGGCACCCUUCGCCAUGCAGUCAUCCAAGAUGAGCCCCUCUGGAUCGUUUUCAAGUAUAACAUGGUUAUCAAGCUUAAGCAUGAGUUGAUUGUGAACAGCUAUAAAACUAUCGAUGGCCGUGGAGCCAACGUGCAGAUAACUGGAAACGGCUGCAUUACUUUGCAAUAUGUCAGCAAUGUUAUCAUCCACAAUGUGCAUGUGUAUAAUUGUAUGCCAUCUGGCAAUACUAAUAUAAGGUCAAGUCCUACACAUAUUGGAUGGAGAGGUAAAUCAGAUGGCGAUGGUAUAUCGAUCUUUGGUUCCAGGAAUAUAUGGAUUGAUCAUUGUGCUUUGUCGCAUUGUACUGAUGGCUUGGUGGACGCUAUUAUGGGGUCUACGGCUAUCACAAUAUCCAAUAACUACUUUUCUCACCACGAUGAGGUUAUGCUUCUUGGACAUGACGACAAGUAUUUGCCAGACUCAGGAAUGCAGGUGACAAUAGCUUUUAAUCGCUUCGGCGAGGGGCUGGUGCAGAGGAUGCCAAGGUGCCGGAGGGGUUACAUGCAUGUCGUGAACAAUGAUUUUUUUGAAUGGAAAAUGUAUGCAAUUGGAGGAAGUGCUAGCCCCACCAUCAAUAGUGAGGGCAAUCGUUAUACUGCACCAGCUGAUCCUAGCGCUAAGGAGGUGACAAAGCGCGAGGACACAAAUGAGGGGGAGUGGUCCGACUGGAACUGGAGGUCGGACGGGGACAUAAUGGUAAAUGGUGCAUUCUUUGUGCCAUCCGGUGAAGGGCUCAGCAUGCAGUAUGCCAAAGCAUCCAGUGUUGAGCCCAAAUCUGCUACCCUCAUCGACCAACUGACCAUGAACGCUGGUGUUCUUGGUGGCCCCAGCCGUUCUUCUUACAAUAGUACGCUGUCCUUCCAUUUGAUUCAAAAUGGCUCCGUCAAGGAAAAGUAGCAUCGUAUACUCGCAUGCUUGACCUCAUAUUUGUUGUGCACAUAAUGUUGAUAUCGAGUUGUCUACUCCAUAAGCAUUUUUUCAAAACGUUUCUUUGUUUGAAUUAAUUUUCAUCUACUCUUUUAUUUUAUUCACAGUUUCAAAACUUUAGUUCUGUCCUGAUUUUUAGUAGUUCCAGCUGUAAUGCUUUUAAGUCACAUAAACUGCAACAGUUUAGAGUUGUGUUUAAGGAUGCUUUUAGUACUGCUUUUAGCUGUUUA
Molecule: messenger RNA, 2043 nt
Organism: Sesamum indicum (sesame)
Lineage: Eukaryota; Viridiplantae; Streptophyta; Magnoliopsida; Lamiales; Pedaliaceae
Product: putative pectate lyase 12
Molecular function (GO): pectate lyase activity
Source: RefSeq, a predicted model, not a curated record